AUGUCGUCACUGCCAGGAUUUUUCAAGGUCAUAAUAGGUAGAAAUCUCGUUAGAAGAGUACAAGGAGCCUUCAGCGGCUUCGGUGUUCAUGUCAGGAGUUAUUCAGAUACAACCAAAAGUGAUUCUAAUUCUAAACAGGUUAUGGUACAAGGUGAAAACGAAGAACCGGUGAGGGUGCGUCGCGCUCGCCCGUCGGACGUGCCUCGGGUAAUUCGAUUUGUCCGUGAACAUGUCCGACAAACCUGGCCAGAGGUAUCAGCUCCUCCAGGAUCAAAUCUGGUUUUGUGCGAUUUCUUGGCUAGGGCGUUGGCUCAAGGACAUUCAAUGUUAGCCGAAAAGCAAGAAAUCAGGCGGGGCUGGUCCCAAAUCCGAGGUCUCGCUUUGGGUAUAUCAGUUUGUCCGUGGGACGCGACGAUGCUGGAGAAGUGGGCUCGCUGUGUGAGCUGCACCAAAUCGAGGAGGAUGAUAUAUCUGACGGCGCAUUGCUUGAGAGCUCCGGCCUUGUAUGAGAAAUAUAAAGUUCAGAACAUAUUACAGGUGUACCUCAUCGUCCCCAAGAACAGUCUGAAGAGUGCAGACAUUGUUCAAGUACUGGCCAAGAGUGCGAUACAAAGAGGCCGAGACGUCGGCUUUCCUCUACUGCGUUUUGAUGUCAACGACGUUAGCAUAGCGAAAACGCUAGAAGAACUCCAGCUCAAGAAAGAAUGGCAGUUUUCAUACGAUGCUACUGUUUUGAAAGAGAAUCCGCAAUCUUCAGCAAUCAUUGACAAUAAUCCUAAAGAUGCAGAAGCUAGCCUUGAAGGGAAUUUCGUGGCUGUUUAUACAGCUUCAACAGAAGCCGCUAAAAAAACGAAUUAA
This is a messenger RNA of Bombyx mandarina (wild silkworm), 858 nucleotides long. RefSeq lists its product as uncharacterized. The record is from RefSeq and is a predicted model, not a curated record. NCBI's taxonomy places the organism in Eukaryota, Metazoa, Arthropoda, Insecta, Lepidoptera, Bombycidae.